Messenger RNA from Diaporthe batatas, 837 nucleotides. RefSeq lists its product as uncharacterized. The record is from RefSeq and is a predicted model, not a curated record. The transcript has a single exon. The coding region runs from base 1 to 837 and encodes 278 amino acids. NCBI's taxonomy places the organism in Eukaryota, Fungi, Ascomycota, Sordariomycetes, Diaporthales, Diaporthaceae.
AUGGCGUCCAACAGCAUCUCGGCCCUCGCAUCCCGCCUCAGCAGCCACAACAUCGCCAUCCCCCAACAGCUGCAGAACAACCCUCGCACCAUGACAGCCCUCGCGGUAGCCCUCGCCGUGUCGGUCCCGACGGCCUCAUACGCCCUCAAGAGCUACAGGGGCUACCUGGCCCUCGGGCCGGGGGGCAUGCCCUACAACCCGCUCGGCUGGGCGAUGCAGGGCCUGCUGCAGCUCAUCGCGAGCUGGGACACGCGGAGCGCGGAUCCCUUCCGCAGGCCCCGCAACCAGAAGGCCUACGAGCCGCACGGCACCACGCCGUUCCUGGCGGCGGCGGCGGGCCCCCUCCCGCGGCGGGCGGGCGACAGGCCCGACGUCCCCGGGUACGUGGCGCCGCAGCGGCAGGUCACGCAGCAGGGCGGGGCCGACACGCGGGCGCGCAUGACGGCGUUCCUGGGGCAGCUGGCGGCGCGGAACCACGGCGUGCUGGAGCUCCGGCCGUCCGGGCUCGAGGGCGCCGGCACGCCCGCGCUGUGGCUGGACCCGGCGGUACCCGCGCCGCCGGGGUACCUGUGGGCCACGCGGGGGGAGCUGGCCCACGUGCACCCCGAGGCGAGCUCGCACGUCACCGUCAGCCUCGCGGACGCGGAGGAGCUCACGCGCAAGGGCUGGGCGGAGCGGCACCGGCUCAGCGGGGUCGCCGGGCUGCCGCUCGGGUAUGUGAUGGUCUACGCGCCGAGGGACGAGGCUGAGCUUGAGGUCUGGAAGGGGGCCGUCCGGGCUGGGCUGUUGUUUGUUGCUGCUGGGGCUGGGAGGGAGGUCGUUGUUGAUGUCGAGUAG